Closterium sp. NIES-65 is the source of this 1194-nucleotide messenger RNA. The record is from the annotation of a GenBank genome assembly. NCBI's taxonomy places the organism in Eukaryota, Viridiplantae, Streptophyta, Zygnematophyceae, Desmidiales, Closteriaceae.
AUGCUCCCGCUUUCCAUCACCCCGCCCCAUUCUCCCGCUUUCCAUUACCCCGCCCCAUUCUCCCGCUUUCCAUCACCCUGCCCCAUUCUCCCGCUUUCCAUCACCCCGCCCCAUUCUCCCGCUUUCCAUCACUUCGCCCCAUUCUCCCGCUUUCCAUCACCCCGCCCCUAUCUUCCUCUUUCCAUCACCCCGCCCCAAUCUCCCGCUUUCCAUCACCCCGCCCCAUUCUCCCGCUUUCCAUCACCCCGCCCCAUUCUCCCGCUUUCCAUCACCCCGCCCCAUUCUCCCGCUUUCCAUCACCCCGCCCCAUUCUCCCUCUUUUCAUCACCCGCCCCUUUCUCCCUCUUUCCAUUUCCCCACCCCAUUCUCCCGCCUUCCAUCACCCCGCCCCAUUCUCCCGCUUUCCAUCACCUCGCCCCAUUCUCCCGCUUUCCAUCACCCCGCCCAAUUCCCCCUCUUUCCAUCAGCCCGCCCCAUUCUCCUGCUUUCUAUCACCCCGCCCCAUUCUCCCUAUUUCGAUCACCCCGCCCCAUUCUCCCACUUUCCAUCACCCCGCCCCAUUCUCCCGCUUUCCAUCACCCCUCCCCAUUCUCCCUCUUUCCAUCACCCCGCUCCAUUCCCCCUCUUUCCAUCAGCCCGCCCCAUUCUCCCGCUUUCCACCACCCUGCCCCAUUCUCCCGCUUUCCAUCACCCUGCCCCAUUCUCCCGCUUUCCAUCACCCUGCCCCAUUCUCCCGCUUUCUAUCACCCCGCCCCAUUCUCCCGCUUUCCAUCACCCCGCCCCAUUCUCCCACUUUCCAUCACCCCGCCCCAUUCUCCUGCUUUCCAUCACCCCGCCCUAUUCUCCCGCUUUCCAUCACCCCACCCCAUUCUCCCGCUUUCCAUCACCCUGCCCUAUUCUCCCGCUUUCCAUCACCACGACCCAUUCUCCCUCUUUUCAUCACCCCGCCCCAUUCUCCCUCUUUCCAUCACCCCGCCCUAUUCUCCCUCUUUCCAUCACCGCGCCCCAUUCUCCCGCUUUCCAUCACCCCGCCCCAUUCUCCCGCUCCAUCACCCUGCCCCAUUCUCCCGCUUUCCAUCACCCCGGCCCAUUCUCCCGCUUUCCAUCGCCCCGCCCCAUUCUUCCGCUUUCCAUCACCCCGCCCCAUUAACCCUCUUUCCAUCACCCCGCCCCAUUCUCUCUCUUUCCAUCACC